AUGCCUGGCCUCUGGCGGGGCCUGGGGGUGCUGCUCUCGCUCCAGCUGGCCCUGCUGGGCCUGGCCUCCGACCCCUGCUACGAUGCCGCCCGGCGGCCCCGCUACUGCCUCCCGGAGCCAGCCGACCUGGCCGCCGGGCGCCCCGUCCAGGCCUCCGCCACCUGCGGCCACCCCCCGCAGCGCCUGUGCGCCUUCCGCCACCCGGGCGAUGCCUCGUCCCGCCGGUGCCGCCUCUGCGAUGGGGCCGACCCCGCCGCCGCCCACCCCGCCGCCUACCUGACAGACGCGGGCGGUGAGGCCACCUGCUGGCAGUCGGGGCCGGUGGCCAACGCCAGCCUGACCCUGGCCCUGGGAGGCCGCUUCGAGCUGCUCUACGUGGCCCUCCGCUUCUGCUCCCCCCGCCCCCACUCCCUGGCCCUCUACAAAUCCACGGACCACGGCCACUCCUGGACACCUUUCCAGUUCUUCUCCGCCCGCUGCCCACAGGCCUACGGGCUGCCCCCGGCCUCCGCCGUCAGCAGGGCCUCGGAACAUGAAGCCAUCUGCACCGCCGCCCAGACGGACCCCACGCCACUGGUGGGGGGGCUGGUGGCUUUCAUGCCCCUGGCCGGCCGCCCCUUGGCCCGGGCCUUCGAGUACAGCCCCGUGCUCCAGGACUGGGUGACGGCCACCGACCUGCGGGUGGCCUUGGAUCGCAGGCACCGAGGGCUGGGGCUGCGGGGCCGGGAAGCCUCCUACGGGGUGUCGGAGCUGCAGGUCGGGGGCCGGUGCCGGUGCAAUGGACACGCUGCCCAAUGCGGGGCCGCCGGGCCCGGCGGCACCCCCCAGUGCCAGUGCCGCCACAACACGGCCGGCCCCGAGUGCGAGACCUGCAGGGCCUUCUACUGCGACCGGCCCUGGCAGCGCGCCACGCCCAGCGAUGCCCACGAGUGCGUGGCCUGCGAAUGCAACCGCCACUCGCACCGGUGCCGCUUUAACAUGGAGCUGUACAAGCUGUCGGGGCGCAAGAGCGGGGGCGUCUGCCUGAACUGCCGGCACCACACAGCUGGGCGGCACUGCCACUACUGCCAGCCGGGUUUCAAACGUGACCUGGCCCGGCCCAUCACUAGCCGCAGGGCCUGCAAGGCCUGCCAGUGCCACCCCAUCGGCGCUGUCAGCACCAUGUGCAACCAGACCACGGGGCAGUGCCAGUGUAAGAUGGGCGUGACCGGGCUCACCUGCAACCGUUGCGCCCAGGGCUUUCAACAGAGCCGCACGGCCCACAUCCCCUGCAUCCGCGUUCAAGAGGUGAUGACCACCACGGCUGCCUACGCCCUGGAGUGGAACACAGGCACCGAAUGCCAGACUCACUGCAGCCCCUCCCACGGCCGCGUCCACAUGAACCUGCGAAAAUACUGCAAGAAGGAUUACGUGCUGCAUGCCCAGCUGCUGGCCAUGGUGGAGUCGGGCGAGUGGUGGCACUUCACGACCUCAGUGCUGGCGGUCUAUCGGCAGCGCCAGGUGCCCAUCCGUCGGGGCGAGCAACCGCUCUGGGUGCCCCGGCAGGACCUGGCCUGCGGCUGCCUGCGCCUCCAGAUUGGCAAGGCCUACCUGGUGAUCGGGAACGACGCGGAGUCGCCCGACCCGGCGCGCCUGGUGCUGGACAGGAACAGCCUGGCGCUGCCCUGGCGCGAUGUCUGGGCCCACAAGCUCCGUCGCUUCCAGCAGCAGAACCGACGGGGCAACUGCCGGAGCCCCUGA
Messenger RNA from Emys orbicularis (European pond turtle), 1740 nucleotides. Its product is annotated as netrin-1-like. Gene Ontology annotation, biological process: tissue development; animal organ morphogenesis. The record is from RefSeq and is a predicted model, not a curated record. The coding region runs from base 1 to 1740 and encodes 579 amino acids. The transcript is spliced from 6 exons. Lineage: Eukaryota; Metazoa; Chordata; Testudines; Emydidae. Gene Ontology annotation, molecular function: protein binding.